Molecule: messenger RNA, 3441 nt
Organism: Pseudomyrmex gracilis
Lineage: Eukaryota; Metazoa; Arthropoda; Insecta; Hymenoptera; Formicidae
Gene: eIF3c
Product: eukaryotic translation initiation factor 3 subunit C
Exons: 15
Coding region: 188-2884 (898 amino acids)
Biological process (GO): translational initiation
Cellular component (GO): eukaryotic translation initiation factor 3 complex
Molecular function (GO): RNA binding; translation initiation factor activity; translation initiation factor binding
Source: RefSeq, a predicted model, not a curated record
ACCGAGCGCUCUGUGAACGGCGAAUGUUAAAAGUACAGUAAUAAGAGUUGUAGCCGGAAGUUGCGGUAGCCUCUCGGCCAUAGCGAACGUUCAUUUCACACAAGCGAAUAUCUGUCUUUAUGUCGUAGCGACGGUUUUUACAGACCGGAUAUAUUCAUUCACAGUAUUCUAAAGAAGAUUUGCCAUCAUGAGUCGUUUCUUUGCAACCGGCUCAGACUCAGAGUCUGAAAGCGCAUCGGAGGAGGAGCAGGUGCCAAGGGCGCCAGCAGCAACUUUUACUUUCAGCGAUGACGAAGAAGAAACAAAACGUGUUGUACGCUCUACAAAAGAAAAACGAUAUGAAGAGAUAAGCAAUUUAAUUAAACUUAUUAGAAAUUACAAAAAGAUCAAGGACAUGAGCAGUAUGUUGACUAGUUUUGAAGAUUUAAUGCGAGCUUAUCAGAAAGCUUUACCGGUUAUUACUAAAGAAGAACUUGGACAAACUCCACGAUUCUACAUAAGAUGUUUGGUAGAAAUGGAGGAUUUUAUUAAUGAGGUUUGGGAAGACAGAGAGGGACGUAAAAACAUGUCCAAAAAUAAUUCAAAAUCACUUUCAACUUUGCGUCAGAAGUUACGCAAAUAUAAUAAGGAUUUUGAAUACGAUAUUAUGAAAUUCAGGGAAAAUCCUGAUUUGGAUGAUGAUGAGGAAGAAGAAAAAGCUGAAGAAAUUAUCGAAUCUGAGGAAGAAGAGGACAGUGCGGUAGCUUUCAAGAAAGCAGGAUCGGAAGCUAGUGAACCCGAUGUUGCUAAGUUUAAGAAAGGUGCGACUGACGGUGAGGACGGCAGUGAGAGCGAUUCUGAUUGGGGCAGUGAUUCCGAGAGUGAGAGCACAAGUAGCGACGACGAGGGACAGUAUCAAAACAUUCGUGAACGUUACAUCAAAAAAGAUAGACCCACAGCCCAGGAAGACGAUGAAGAUAAGGCUAAGAGGAAAGAACAGCGUAAAGAGCGAAAAGAAAAAGAGCGGAAGAAGAAACGCGAUGAAGACGACGGCGAGGGAGAAUGGGAAACGGUGAAAGGCGGCGUGGCGAUACCGUCCGAAAAGCCGAAGAUGUUCGCGAAAGACGCGGAGAUCAACAUUCCCGCGGUCAACAAGAAACUUUCCGAAAUUAUUGCGGCGCGCGGUAAGAAACGUACGGACAGACGCGAGCAGAUCGAGUUGUUGCACGAGUUGCAGUCGAUAGCCGACGCCCACAAUCUUGGCUCGGCCAUGGCCGUGAAGAUCAAGUUUUCCAUUGUGUCUUCCAUAUUCGAUUAUAAUCCGAAAGUUUCCGACGCUAUGAAGCCCGAGUAUUGGUCCAAAAUAUUGGAACGCAUUACCGAGAUGCUGGAUAUGCUGUUAGGAAACACCGAUAUGGUGAUAGCGGAAACAAUCGUGGAAGAAAUGGAGGAGUUCGAAGUACCGCCUUAUAAAAUACACGGUUGCGUGUUAACAUUGGUGGAGCGUCUUGACGAGGAGUUCACGAAAUUAUUGAAGGAAUGCGAUCCGCAUAGCAACGACUAUGUAGAAAGGUUAAAGGAUGAGAAACAAGUUGCUGCCAUAAUUGACAAGGUACAAGAGUAUUUGGAAAGGCAAGGAACCGUUUCCGAACUAUGCCGCGUGUAUCUACGCAAAAUAGAACAUUUGUAUUACAAAUUUGAUCCGAAUGUUCUCAAACAGAAGGAAGGUGAACUAGGACCAGACGCGGUCACGUCGGUGCAAGUUAUGGAGAAAUUGUGCAAAUACGUUUACGCGCACGACAAUACCGAUCGACUGAGAACACGCGCGAUUCUCUCGCAUAUUUAUCACCACGCGCUUCAUGACAAUUGGUUCCAAGCUCGCGACUUGAUUCUGAUGUCGCAUCUUCAAGAAACCAUUCAGCAUUCCGAUCCGGCUACACAGAUUUUGUACAAUCGCACGAUAGCUCAUCUAGGGUUGUGCGCGUUCCGUCACGCGAAUAUAAAAGAUGCUCACAAUUGCCUGGUCGAUCUGAUGAUGACCGGUAAAGUGAAAGAGCUCUUGGCGCAAGGUUUGCUGCCUCAGCGCCAGCACGAGCGGAGCAAGGAGCAAGAAAAGAUAGAGAGACAGAGGCAAAUGCCGUUCCACACGCAUAUUAAUCUGGAACUUUUGGAAUGUGUAUAUCUAGUCUCAGCUAUGCUCAUCGAAAUUCCAUACAUGGCUGCGCACGAAUUUGACGCAAGACGAAGAAUGAUUUCUAAGACGUUCUAUCAACAACUAAGAUCCAGCGAACGUCAGUCACUGGUAGGCCCGCCCGAAUCCAUGAGGGAGCACGUUGUGGCCGCCGCUAAAGCUAUGCGAAAUGGCAAUUGGUCUGCCUGUAAUUCAUUUAUUAUCAAUGAAAAGAUGAACGCAAAGGUGUGGGACCUAUUCUAUCAAGCAGAUAAAGUGCGCGCUAUGCUAACGCGAUUGAUCAAAGAGGAAGCUCUGCGAACGUAUCUGUUCACGUACUCGCACGUUUACGACUCGAUCUCGAUGCCGAAACUGGCUGACAUGUUUCAGUUGAAGCGACCAGUAGUUCAUUCCAUUAUUAGCAAAAUGAUAAUCAAUGAAGAGCUUAUGGCAUCUUUAGACGAUCCAACAGGAACUGUGGUUAUGCACCGAAGCGAACCGAGUCGCCUUCAAUCUUUGGCUCUGCAACUCACUGAUAAAGUAAACAACUUUGUUGAUUCGAACGAACGCAUCUUUGAAAUGAAACAAGGUAACUUCUUCUCGAGAGGUAACCAAGGUAAUUUCCGCGACCGUCAAAAUUACAAUCGACAAGGACAGGACUGGGGUCGGCAGAGGCGCGACCGUGACCGCGAUCGCGAUCGCGAUCGUAAUCGCGAAGAGAAUCGAAAUUAUUAAAUAAAGAAAAGUAUUACUUAUUGAACUGUAAUCAGUGUUGACACGCAUCUGUAAACAUAUAAUAUUAAUUAUAUACUGAUAUACGAUAUUGGUAUACAAUUUUCUCUAUAUGCGCAAUAUUCGCGUAUUAUAUUUGCACGUGUAAAUAAGUAAAAAACAAAACAUUUCUUAUCCUAAUAUAUAAGAAAAUGAAAGCAUAUUUUAUUCUCGAGAGAGAGAUUCUUUAUGUUUCUUUUUGCCUUUUUUACUACAUACAAAAAAUGCAUAAAAAGCGUAUCUUUCAAACUAUAUAUAGGAGUAUGAUAUGUGAAGAAAAGACAUUCUCUUCUUGCAAUUCAAAAUAAAAAUGGAUUUAUUACAUAUAAUAAAUCGUGUGUGUAUAUUUACAUAAUUUUAUUAUGUCGGUUUAUCAUAAAUGACAUUAUACAAACAAGUAAUUUUAUGUAAAUUCUCUUCUAAUGAAAUAACGUUAUAAAAAGUUCUGAUUCCCUCGCAAACAUGGUUUUAUAAUAUGUAUAUAUAAAAGAUUCAACUGUUUUUUUUUUUUUUUUUGUAAG